ACACAUUGUUGUAAGUCUUUCUUCGUCCUUUAAAAGACAACUGGCAUUAAUUUUUAAAAUGUUGCAACUAAGUUUCAUUAUUUUCAUUUUAGCGGCAGUUGCAAGCGUUUUUAGCGGUGCCGCCCCCGACUGCACUUCGCCUCUUGACUCUGGACCAUGCCUUGCCUUGUUCCAUGUUUACGGCUACGACCCUGACUGCGGAGAAUGCAAGGAGUUCAUCUACGGAGGAUGUCAUGGCAACCGCAACCGUUACGACACCCUAGAAGAGUGCCAAGCUGCUUGCAAGAGUGGCUGCAAAAAAUAACGAGAUACAAGCAGUUAAUGAGGGCUAUCGUUUUUAAACUUAACAGUUGGCACCCCUGGCGAUUGACAGGACCUUACUCUACAGUGGCGCCAUCUUGAUGAGUGCAAAAUGCUCACAAGUUGGUGCCACUGUCUUCGCUACUAGCAAGUGACAGGACCUUACUCUACAGUGGCGCUAACUGGUGAGCGCUAAAACGAUAGCCCUCAUUGCGUACCUACUUGAAACCAUUUUGUUAGUAAUAUAACCUACAACAUUACAAUAUUGUAUUUAUCGUUUAUUGUUUUAAUAUCUUUCAGAGUGAGACAUAAUAUUGUUAUUGCAAAAACAAAAAU
Messenger RNA from Ostrinia furnacalis (Asian corn borer), 636 nucleotides. RefSeq names its product trypsin inhibitor-like. The coding region runs from base 59 to 304 and encodes 81 amino acids. The transcript is spliced from 3 exons. Gene Ontology annotation, molecular function: serine-type endopeptidase inhibitor activity. Lineage: Eukaryota; Metazoa; Arthropoda; Insecta; Lepidoptera; Crambidae. The record is from RefSeq and is a predicted model, not a curated record.